UAAGCAGGAAGGAGAAUGCAUUUUGCAGACUUCCUCGCAGGAUCUAUUGGAGGAGCUUGUGGAGUGGCAGUCGGUUAUCCUCUGUCGCUCACACAGGUCCGAAUCCAAACUCAGAAACACUUCACUGGAAUCUGGCAGUGUUCCACAACCACUAUUAAAAAUGAAGUUUAUGUUAAUUGUGUUCACCGUUACUUUGCAAAGGUUCAUGGGGUUUUUAAAGGAAUGGCUUUGCCUGUCACCACCAUAUCCAUGACGUCCUCUCUGGUGUUUGGCCCCCAUCGCAGCUGUCUGCAGCGUUUCAGUCACAUUCACGCCUCUGAUGGCCGCAUCACCAAACUGGAGAUUUUCCUGUCAGGUUUUGCUGGUGGUGUGACGCAGAUUUCUGUAAUGUCUCCUGGUGACAUUGUAAAAGUUCGUCUUCAGUGUCGAACCGAGGGACAGAGGAACGGAUUCAACCGUCCCAAACCCAAAUAUCGUGGACCCAUUCACUGUCUGCUGACGCUCAUCAGAGAAGAGGGAGUUUUGGGACUUUAUAAAGGAGCUUUUCCUCUGGCCUGCAGGGACGGACCGUCCUUCGCCACCUGCUUUCUGACGUAUGACACGUUAGCUUCAAAACUUGGCAAACCAGGACAGAAGCAGCCAGAUUGGACGGCGGUGAUGUUCUCUGGCGGUGUUGCGGGAAUGGCCAGCUGGUCUGUCGGGACGCCCAUGGAUGUGAUCAAAGCCCGUCUUCAGAUGGACGGCGUCGGAGAGCAGAAGAGAUACGGAGGAUUUCUUCACUGUGCUUCUGAGACCAUACGUCAUGAAGGUCCAUCGAUAUUCUUCAGAAGUCUGGGAAUAAACUGCUUGCGAGCGUUUCCGGUGAACAUGGUGGUUUUUGCCGUGUAUGUGGUGAUGGCUGAGAUUCUCAGUUCAGCGUCUGUUGGGACGCUCUUGUGACAGACGUCAAUCGUGCUUUAAGGAUCGUUGUAUUUUCUUGUGGGGAGUUUAUGAGGUGUCUGCUUCUGUCAAGAUCACGUCCGGGUCACAUUAUACGACAUACGUGAUGUUGAAAUAUACAGAAAAUGAAGCUGUUUGGUGAUGUUGAUCAGAUGACACUCACCUCAGGUUACACUAAUAAGUUUUAUUAUAUAUUUUUAGUGCUUUUACGGUUAGCAUCGCAUCAAAGCAGCUGUACAAGAAAAGUGAACUAUAAGACACAAUGACAAAUGUACAGAUUUAACACGUUAAAGUAAGAGAAAGUAGAUGUUAAUGAGUAAUGACCCAUUGAGAUGACUACAUUGGAUGGCUGCUUACUCAGACAAACAAAUAGCAUUGUAUUAUUUUAUUUAUAUUGAUAUUUAUAAAAUAUCUUAACAAAAGUCCCAGGAUCAUUAUUUGUCAUCCUUUUGUAUUUCAAACUCUUAUUGCCAUCAUGAAAGAAAAUCAAACUUUGCCAUGUAAAACACACACACACACGAAUAAAUGAUCAAUAUUACUGAAGAUGUGAAAUAUAACAUCAUUCCAGUAAUGC
Molecule: messenger RNA, 1513 nt
Organism: Triplophysa rosa
Lineage: Eukaryota; Metazoa; Chordata; Actinopteri; Cypriniformes; Nemacheilidae
Gene: slc25a47a
Product: solute carrier family 25 member 47a
Biological process (GO): transport
Cellular component (GO): mitochondrion
Molecular function (GO): transmembrane transporter activity
Source: RefSeq, a predicted model, not a curated record